Molecule: messenger RNA, 549 nt
Organism: Caenorhabditis briggsae
Lineage: Eukaryota; Metazoa; Nematoda; Chromadorea; Rhabditida; Rhabditidae
Exons: 3
Coding region: 1-549 (182 amino acids)
Molecular function (GO): protein dimerization activity
Source: RefSeq, a predicted model, not a curated record
AUGCAUCCAACUGUCUAUGAUAUGCCUUAUUUGAUCCAAAAAUCGAAAGUGGAGAAAAAGCGAGUGGCAGACUGUAAAAAUGUUAUUGAAGAAAUGAAAUCUACUCUGAUUUCCAAAGGUUACAGAUUGCCCAAACAAAUGACCUCGCAAGAACUCAUCCUUUUUGAAGUUGUUAUGGUCUUGAAAGGAGUCGAUUUGAAACUUGAUUUUAGCAAACGAGUCCUUCGAACAACACCAGAAAAAAUGACCAGGGAAGAAAGACAAGAAUUGAAAAAAACAAGAGAGCAGUAUCGAAGGAACAAAAUUGAUGCAGCUUGUUCACAUUUAGAAGAGUUCCUCAUCAUGAACGAUUUGAACGGAAUAUUUGGAUCAAAAUUGACGCGACUCCAAAUGCUGCAACUUGUCAGAGACCGUCUCAAAGCUCUCCCAGAUAUCACCUCUCAGGCUCCAUUGUCACCAUCUCUCAAACACAGCAUUGCUGGAAUUCUUGCCUCUCGGAAAAGUUCAACUCCGCCCUCAUUCAUUGACAUGCCUGCUACUGGCCCCUGA